Dimorphilus gyrociliatus is the source of this 1048-nucleotide messenger RNA. Lineage: Eukaryota; Metazoa; Annelida; Polychaeta; Dinophilidae. The record is from the annotation of a GenBank genome assembly.
AAUGGAGAAUUCUACGGAACUAAGAUCUUUGGCCGAAUUUGAGGAAAGAGCUAAAGAAAAACUCAGCUCAGAUUUGUAUUUUUCUUUCUACGGCGAUACAAAUAACGGUAAGGUUGUUGAGAGAAAUAAAUUUGCUCUAGAAAGGCUCCUUCUUUGUCCUAACAUCUGUAAAGAUGUUACAAAUCGUAAUAUGGAGUUAAAACUAUUCAAAGAAUCUUUUCCUUUUCCUCUUGGUAUAAGUCCAACAGCUUCUCAUGAGCUAGUUCAUCCAAGCGGAGAAUUAGCAACAGCCAAGGCAGCUGAAAGUUUAGGCAUACCUUAUGUAAUUAGCAUGUUUUCAAAUGUAGCUAUAGAGAAUAUUGUUAAAUCUACUGUUAAUGGUUUUCAUUUGGCUCAAAUCCAGUUUAUAAAAGAUAAAAAUGCAACAUUCGAUCUUAUGAAGAGAUUCGAAAGAGCAGGUGUUAAAGGUUUUGUUAUAACUAUAGAUAUGCCGGUACUACAUCCCAAUAAACCAUAUUCUCAAAAACUACGCUUAAAAAAUCCUCAACCUAAUUCGCUAAGACAAAUCUUUGCUGAUGAUGAAAUGUUAAUAGUGAAUGGCAGCGCCUUCGACGGUUCUUAUACAUGGGAAGAUGUUAAGCAAUUUAAGCAGAAGACUAAUUUGCCUGUUAUUGUAAAAGGAAUUUUAACACCUCAAAAUGCAAUCGAGGCCAUCAAUAGUGGUGUAUCAGCUAUAUGGAUUUCGAAUCACGGCGGUCGUCAAAUGUCAGACUGCCCACCAACCGUCGAAGCCUUAGAAAUUAUUAGUCCUGUCGUUAAGCGUUACGGUAUACCCCUUUUCAUAGACGGUGGAAUAAGAAGCGGAAGCGACGUUCUGAAAUGUUUAGCUCUGGGCGCUGAUAUGGUCUUCCUAGGCAGACCUGUUAUAAGCGGUUUAGUAGUUAAUGGUAUUCAAGGGAUUAUCGACACUUUUCACAUAUUAACCAAAGAUUUAGACGCAAAUAUGGCUAUGUGUGAAACGGGUGAAGCAGUCGAGGCUUCUGCAUGA